CGCACCGUCUCCCUCCCGUUUCUGCUGCUCGUCGUCGUCGUUCCUCGCUUCCUCCUCGCCCUUGUCCUCUUCUUCCUCCUCCGAAAUUCCAUUGUGCGUUUGCGAGUUUCAGUUGAUUGAACUUACUUCUACUCCCCUAGGGUUCACUCCAGCUGCAGAAUUGCUCUCUUUUGUUUUCCGCUGGGAAGGAGAGUAUCUCCUCUGCCUAAUCAUUGCUAGGGCUCCAUUUUGGGACUCUGGAGAAGGGGCAACCGACACCUUGCAGCUUAUACCAUUAUGGAAAGAAUAAUCUUAUUGCAUCUUCUUACAGUGUGACCCUUACGCCAAGGAAUAUGGCGAGCGACAUACAAGGCGCCCUGCAGAAUGCUGCUGGUAUCGCCGACCAGAAGCAGAAGAUUGACCAAUACAAGAUUCUUUUGUCGUCCAUCAUGUGUAACAACAAUGUUGCACAUGCUAGGGCAUUCAUUGAUCAUAUGGUUACUGACGAGGUUCCGUUAGUGGCGUCUCGUCUUCUGCUACAAAUCUUUGCACAGGAGCUUAAUAAGUUGGAGCCUGAAGCCCAUAAAGAAAUUGCACUGUAUGCACUGGCUCAGAUUCAGCCCCGGAUGGUGUCUUUUGAAGAACAGGUGUCCAUCAUACGAGAGGGGCUUGCUGAGAUGUAUGAAAAUGAAGAGCAAUGGUCCAAGGCUGCUCAAAUGCUUAGUGGUAUCGAUCUUGAAUCUGGACAAAGGAUGCUAGACGAUGCUUAUAAGUUGGAGAAGUGUGUGAAAAUUGCGUUGUUGUAUCUUGAGGAUGAUGAUGCAAUAAAUGCCGAAAUUUUUAUCAAGAAAGCCUCAUUCUUGGUUAACAAUUGCAAGGACGAAGCUUUGAAUCUUCAGUACAAGGUAUGCUAUGCUCGUAUUCUGGACUCAAAGCGCAAGUUCUUGGAGGCAGCACUUCGUUAUUACGAAUUAUCACAAUUAGAAAAACGGGAAAUUAGUGGUAGGCGAGUAGAUGAAGAUGAAUUGCAGCAAGCACUUAGUGCGGCGGUCACGUGCACCAUUUUGGCUGCAGCAGGACCCCAACGUUCAAGGGUGCUGGCAACUCUUUACAAGGAUGAAAGAUGCUCAAAGCUGAAAAUAUACUCCAUCUUGCAAAAGGUGUACUUGGAGAGGAUCUUGCGAAAACCUGAGGUUGAUGCUUUCGCUGAGGAGCUGAAACCUCACCAGAAAGCACUUUUGCCAGACAAUUCAACUGUGCUGGAUCGGGCCAUGAUCGAACACAAUCUUUUGAGUGCAAGUAAACUGUACACCAAUAUCAGUUUCGAAGAGUUAGGAGCACUGCUUGGUAUUGGCCCUCAAAAGGCUGAGAAGAUUGCCGCCCGGAUGAUCUCCGAGGAUCGUAUGCGUGGCUCGAUCGAUCAAGUCGAAGGAGUCAUUCAUUUUGAGAAUGACAUUGAAGAAUUGCAGCAGUGGGACCAUCAGAUUGUGAGCAUUUGUCAAGCGCUGAAUGAUGUUUUGGAUAGUAUGGUGAAGAAGAGUGUGGCAGUUGCUGUUUAGCUAGUCACCAUUACAAUCGAGGAUUCCUUGCCCAUGAAAUGGUUCAAUUGUGUGGCUAUUGCAAAGCUGUCAGAGACCUCGUUGGCAGUAAUGGAUGUAGUAUGUAUUUCCAAAGUGGAGUAGGUCUUUGGUGUAUUGUUCGAGCUUAUUUUCUAUUCAAAGCUCGAAUAAUAGCUAAAUUUUUGUGUGGAGAGAAUGUUCUUUUCCUUUCCUACUGUCCUGCAAAUUCAUGCAAAUAUUGUUUCCUUCCAUUAUCAAUCCAAUAUGUAAUUUGUCACAAA
Physcomitrium patens is the source of this 1819-nucleotide messenger RNA. RefSeq names its product COP9 signalosome complex subunit 4. The record is from RefSeq and is a predicted model, not a curated record. NCBI's taxonomy places the organism in Eukaryota, Viridiplantae, Streptophyta, Bryopsida, Funariales, Funariaceae. Gene Ontology annotation, cellular component: COP9 signalosome; cytosol.